CUUCCGGGUUAAUAUGGAGGAAAAUGGAGGACGAAGGUGUUAUACAGUAUGAAAGAUCGCUCGGGAAAGGAGCAUAUGGAUCUGUAUUUCUCAUAAGGAAUGAACUAAACGGUGAACGGUACGCACUUAAAAGGAUUGACUUUAACGGUAAUGAAGAAGAAUGUAUACAAGCAAGAAAGGAAGCAGAAAUUUUGUCCAAACUUAACCAUGGCAAUGUGCUGAAGUACAUAGAGUCAUUUGAAGAUGAGGAUACUCUCAACAUUGUUACAGAGUUCUGUGAGGGGGGAGACCUGGAGGAUUACUUACGAGAAAGGAAGGGGAGACAACUUGCAGAGCAACACAUCGCUCUGUGGAUUUACCAGGUCGUUUUAGGGCUGCAGUACAUCCAUGAGCAAAAUAUUUUGCACAGGGAUUUAAAGACCAAAAAUCUGUUCUUGACAGACAGUUUGAAUAUCAAAGUUGGAGAUCUGGGCAUUGCAAAGGUUUUAGAUGGUGAGAAAGCAAAGGCUAUGACAUUUGUGGGAACUCUGACCUACAUGAGUCCGGAACAGUUUCAGCAUAAGCCAUACAACCAUAAGGCUGAUGUUUGGAGUUUCGGAUGCUGUGCCUUUGAAAUGGUGGCAUUACGAAGAGCCUUCAAUAGUCCUGUUUUGUUUCAAAAUGUACAAAAUAUCCAGAAUGGAAAGUUACCAGAGUUUCCUGAUGGUUACACUGCAUCACUGAAGGACCUGGUGUUCUCCAUGAUGAGGACAGAGCCCAAACAACGCCCAAGUGCCACCAAGUUGUUACAGCACAGUCUUCUGCAGGAAGCUUCAAAUUGGAAAAUACAAGAUGUGUUAGUCUUGUCUGAAAUGGAGACCAAAGGAAAACCAAACAAAUCAGCUCGAUUACGGCGGAGGAGGGAUGUUGCUGAAGGAAAAUUUGCCAAAACCGACCUUCGAAGGUCAAUGUCUUGGAAAGGCAUACGAAUGGAAAUUGACAAACACGAACAGGAAGUACUCAGCCAUGUAAUCAAUAAACUAACUCAGGUCACUCUCAGCAGGAAAGGUGAAGAAAGGACUCAGGAUUAUGGUGAAACCAUGCGAAGCAAUGGUAGCGGGUUUUAUGACGACACAAUGAGAGUUAAUGAAUGUGAAGAAAACGAUGAAACCAUGAGGGUUAAUCGGACGUACACCGGUUCAGGUGAUGAAAUUGACACAAUGAGAGUCAACCGGACAUAUAAAGGUAAUAGCGAUGACACAAUGAGAGUCAACCAGACAUAUAGAAGUAAUAACGAUGACACAAUGCGAGUCAACCAGACAAUUAGAAGUACUAAUGAUGACACAAUGAGAGUAAAUAAUACUUACACAGGUACGGGUGAUUACGAUGACACAAUGAGAGUAAAUAAUACGUACACAGGUACAGGAGAUUAUGGUGAAACUCUAGGAGUCGACGAAAGCAACGAUUAUGGCGAUACAUUUGUUACAGCACGCUCAGAAAGUGACACACUAAGGACGUUCUUAAGUAAUGAUUCUGAAGAAUACUAUGAUGCCUCGGAAAGUUUAUCAUCAAUGGUAGCGACAGAGCUGGAAACUCUUUUACACACAAGUCCUGAUUCAUUAUCAUCUCUGAAAAUAAACAUGGUGUCAAAAGAUUUAAUAGAAGAACAGGGACCUGGUGGCAAUACACUGCAAGGCGUUGAAAGCUCAGUGUUAGCAAGUCUGGAAGGUACUGUAGAUAUUUCCAGAAACCCAAUAGCAGCGGCCAGAACUAUGGUGGAGGGACUGAAGAAAAACCUUACCCCUUUUGAUGGUUUUGGUGAAACAGAAGCAGCACCCGUGCAGACAGACUCAUCCAGUCCUGAUGGAGGUAAGAAGAAGAAAAAGAGAGUUAAUUUUCUUGCCAGGAAAGCAGAAAGGAAGAAAAGUGAAACAACCUCCCCUGUUGGUAGUUUGACUUUUGCUGACUCAGAGAAAUAUACAGCCCCUGUUGACCUUGUGACCUUGUACACACAUGCUCAGAAAGCCACCUACAGGAAUGUCAAAGAGGGAGAUGACGUCCCAGCGGCUAAUAUGGUUCCCAAAGAGAAGAUGGAGGAAGAGGAGGAGGAGGAGCCAGUGAGAAUGAGACCAAAACAUGCACGUUCAGCUCGUGGUACAGGUUACAUUCCAUUUGACAGAAGAAAGACAACAGAUUCUAUCAGAGGCAUUCUGGCCAUAAUGAGUGUGCCUGAAAACAAGGGCAUCUGUGAUGACCAAGCAGCACUUCUACGAAGGGAAAUCACAAAUGACCUUGGGAAGGAAAUGCUGGAGAAAUGUAUUGAUCUCAUGACAAGUAUUCAGGAUGAUAACAUUCUACAGGUGGUGCUGCAAGAUUUGAUUGGCCCCAGAAAAUACGAGGAAUACAAAAUGCACCUGUUCUUUCUGAGGAUGUUCGAAUUAAAUUCAUUAGCUUCAUAUUGAUACUGCCUAGAAAUGUGGUGUUAUAUCUUUUCAGUAUUUCGAAAACACUGAAGUUUUGAAGUAAAAUGCUGUACAUUAAAACGCUGUACAUUAAAAUGAUAUACAUAAGCAUAUAUACACUGUGAAAAAAUACUCUAUUCUUUGUUUAGAUGGUGAAAAUAGAAAAAUAAUAUGCACUAAACAUAUGUUUGGUACAAGGUUUAAUGCAGCACAAAGGUAUUUUAAGCAUGAAACAGUUUAACUGGAUCCGUUUAAUCUAAGUUGACUACAUUCCAUAACUCUGAAUGUUUUGACUAAUAUAGAUGGAUAGAUUGGAUAGAUGGAAAGGAUAAACACCUAAACACUUCACAAACGUUAAAAUUCGGACAUGAGAUGCAGCAUUAUACUGAAGUAAAACGUGUGAAGUUUUAAGAUUAUGUAUACUUUCUUGAUUACAUGUAAAUGAAAUAUUUUUCAUUUUUAGAAAAGGGACGGGUACUUUGAACUUAUCCCAACCUAGUACAUGUAAAUAGUGAAUGUUUGAAAGCAGUGAUCAAUUCUUUGUUCGCUGUGGAAUCCAGGUUGUGAUAUGUUCCCAAUCUUAUAAUAAAUUUUGAUGUUACACAUGUGUCAGGCACACAUUCUUAAUAGUGAUUUACUCCAGGGUGCCUAUUCGUUGAUGCCAUUUCUGUCAGAAUGUUACUCCAGGUGCCUAUUUGUUGAUGCUAUUUCUAUCAGAAUGUUACUCCAGGGGCCUAUUUGUUGAUGCUAUUUCUAUCAGAAUGUUACUCCAGGGGCCUAUUUGUUGAUGCAAUUUCUAUCAGAAUGUUACUCCAGGGUGCAUAUUUGUUGAUGCCAUUUCCGUCAAAAUGUUACUCCAGGGUGAUUACUAGUACUUGUUGAUGCAUUUUCUGCCGUUAUUUUACUCGAGAGUGCCUGUUUGUCGAUGUCUCCAAGUAUUCCAUGGCAAUGGGUUUUUUUUGUAUUGUAACUUUGUUUCUUUUUUUUCUGUCAUUAAGCAUGAUUUAAACUAUUCUACAAAUUUCUUAAAUGUUACAGCGAGUGGUUUAUUUUGAUACAGAAGUAUUCAUUCCACAGAACAUGGAAGCCAAAAGUGAUGUAUCACGAAAAUGUCUCAAAAUAAGUUCAUUCUAAAUCAACAUGUGAUAAGCUUGUAACAAUGGUUUAAAAUAGUAUUAUAACAUAAAAUGUUGAAGUUCAUCAUAAAUCAGAUUAUCAAACCAUUUAUAUUGCUUGUUAAGUAAAGUAUAUAUUUUUUUACUUAUUCAGGUUUUCGCAUUAAUCUUCAACAUGUAGUUGCAGUCAUUUUUCCCCCCAAUUUCUUUUUUUCCCCAUUUUAACUCAUUAACAUCUCCAGGAUCCAUAAAUACAUAUUUUGCAGUUAAAUUGUAAGGAUAAUAAAUUGCUAAUUCAAACUGAUUAAAAUAAGUAUUAUUACACAAUGUUUUAAGACGUUUGUUAAUUAGAAGCACGCAAGUGAUGUACAGUUAAUUUUGUCAUAAAUAUUUAAGAAUAUGAAUAGGUAAUAUUUAAUCCAAUCAAUUGCUAAGGCGAGAAAAUAUGUGAUUCGGGUAACAUUACUGAAAAAAUAAGGAAGUCGGUGGGCAAAUGAUUUAGUUCCAUUUUUAUUAUAUUUUUAUGGAUAAAUAGCAUACUUAUUACCAAAUUUUUCAAUGUGUUCAAUAAACUACAAUGCCUAUUAAUUUGUCAAUGAUAGAAUCUGACUCCCAGAACAGGAAAUUUGUACGAUUUAAUGAGUGGUUGUGAGCAUUACCUCGCUAAUAAAUUAAUUCUAGAUACAAGAACGUGAUCAAAUUUCUAGGGUCGCCAGGAACAUCCAGGGUAGGCCAGACUACCUGAAAUAAAUAUGAAUAUAUACAUUUAAUUAUGGCCUUAUAAAUUUAUUUAUGACUUUUUCCUGCUGUCAUUGUGUAUGCAUCCUGUAUAUCUAUGGCUAAUCAGAUUCAGAUAACUAGUCUAGUCGGAUUCGAGGAUUAGCAUGGCGUAUCAUUGAACAUUCAAUCCAUUUAAUUAUAUUUGAAAUGAGAUAUCACGAUAUGUACCACAGGAUUGCUGCUCUUAUUUAAUGAUGUGGCUAAUAGGCCUUUCUUAAAAUCCUUACAAUGUUUUUACUAAGAGUUAUGAUUUUGACGUCAAAGCAAGUUAUGUACUUGUUUUUCUUUUUUUGUUAGUAUUUGAAUUUGUUAUUUAGAAAAAGGAAAUAAACAGACACCAACCCAAACUUAAUAGUGAAACCACAACUGACACCGGUUAGACUUAAUGAGAGGCUCCUUAGGGAUACAUGUUUCACAUUUCAUGGUGUCUCCCCUCAAAUAUAGGAAAGUAUUGUAGUUCACUGUGGAAAUUGUGAAUAACUAUUUGAUCUUAAUAAAAACAAAAAUUUCAGAUAAAAAAGGCCAGGGUUAAUUUCUAAAUGUAAACUUAAUUCGUUCUGGUGAAAAACCUUGUCAGCAGUUUGGUUUAAAUAAUUUUCACCUAUUAAAAUGGCUUAUAUUUACUGGUUUAUAUUAACAGGGUAUGACACUUAGAUAAAGAACGACGAUGGUGCUGACUUCCGUGUUGCUAUAAAACUUGUGCCAUUGACAAGUGGUUUUCUUAAUACUAGGUAACUGGUACAAGUACUUAAUAAAUAACCUAAUGUCUACAAUAUAACAGACAUAACAUGCUCAAGUAUACCUAAUAAUUAAAUGAUAGUCAGGUUGUUGUCUCAAGCAUUCCGAAAUAUUGAAUAUUAAAGUUUGUUAUGAAUAAAUAAAUGUAUUAUUGUAUUUCAUGUUUAAAUGAGUAAAAGUGUAUAGCGUCUGAAUGAUUGAUGAAUAUAAGGUAUAAUGAGUUUCUAGAUGUAAUUGGUUUUCCAAGGGCCAGUGUAUAUUUACUUUUUUUUUUUUUUUUAGGUCACCUGAGACAAAGUCUCAAGUGACCUAUUGCGAUCGCCUUUUGU
Messenger RNA from Mizuhopecten yessoensis (Yesso scallop), 5403 nucleotides. Its product is annotated as probable serine/threonine-protein kinase pXi. The coding region runs from base 24 to 2441 and encodes 805 amino acids. The transcript has 14 exons. Gene Ontology annotation, biological process: protein phosphorylation. Lineage: Eukaryota; Metazoa; Mollusca; Bivalvia; Pectinida; Pectinidae. Gene Ontology annotation, molecular function: ATP binding; protein kinase activity. The record is from RefSeq and is a predicted model, not a curated record.